AUGGCAUUAUCCGUGUUCACUUUGGUUUUAUUGUUUCUCUUUUCCAGUCAGGCAAACGCACAGCAUAGAAGAUGGGAGCCAUCGACGUUUUACAAAGCCACCCGUCCACCGCUUACUAUCCCGUAUUAUAACAAGACCUACGCUUGCUUUCUGGCGACAGCAGAGGCAACAACAACAUCAACAAAAAUACCAGCAACAAGAGUCUCGGUCAUUCCCAUCGAUCCGAUCUGGACAACCCUUCCGAUUGCGAGCUUGACAGGUGAUCCUUUUUGCAUCAACGAAGCGGCACCUCAUGAAGGGAUCGGGAAUCAUUGCGUUUGUCAGAACGGGGAGACUUUGAGCGUUAUUCCGUUCGCGACGGGGGGUAAUGUUUCGGACUAUCAACCCUGCGCCUACACGACCGUCUACCCGGAUACAACGACAUCAACCUCAGCCAGACUCUGA
Messenger RNA from Podospora bellae-mahoneyi, 444 nucleotides. RefSeq lists its product as uncharacterized. The coding region runs from base 1 to 444 and encodes 147 amino acids. The record is from RefSeq and is a predicted model, not a curated record. NCBI's taxonomy places the organism in Eukaryota, Fungi, Ascomycota, Sordariomycetes, Sordariales, Podosporaceae. The transcript has a single exon.